AUGGUUGAUCUUCAAGAGGGGCUGCCAGUCUCCUCAUCUUCAUCCUCGUCCUCCUCAUCGCUGCCAGUCUCCUCAUCUUCAUCCUCGUCCUCCUCAUCGUCUCUUUCACUAUCAACAAUGCAAUUCGAUAUAGAACUGUGGAUGGUUGCCGAAGAAAGGGCUCAGGAGAUACUGAACACCAUUCAACCAAUCAUUGUUUCAGACAGGAGUAGGAAUGAGAUAGUCUAUUAUCUCCAAACCCUUGUUAAAGAUCGUCUUGGACUUGAGGUCUUUAAUUUUGGUUCGGUGCCACUAAAAACCUACCUCCCAGAUGGAGAUAUUGAUCUGACAGUCCUAACUCCUCAAGAUAAGGAAGAGGACUUGGCUAAAGCAUUGUGCAAAAUGCUUGAAGCUGAAGACGGAGAAUCUGAUUUCGAUGUUACCGAUGUUCAGUAUAUCCAAGCACAGGUCAAGGUCAUAAAGUGCAAGAUCAGGAACGUUGCUGUGGAUAUAUCCUUUAAUCAAGUGGCAGGACUAUCAGCUUUAUGUUUUCUGGAGCAGGUUGACCAAAUUUUUGGUAGAGACCACCUGUUCAAACGUAGCAUCAUUUUGGUCAAGGCAUGGUGCUAUUAUGAGAGCCGUAUUCUCGGUUCCAACACUGGUUUGAUUUCAACAUAUGCAUUGGCAGUACUAGUCUUGCAUAUUAUCAACAUAUCUUAUGCAUCAGUAUCUGGCCCUUUAGCGGUACUGUUUAAGUUUUUGGAUUACUAUGCAUCAUUUGAUUGGGGUAACAACUGUGUCACGGUCUAUGGUCCUGUCCUGAUAUCUUCUCUUCCAGAUAUGAAAGAAACCGAGCAUCAUGAAGUUGUCUUGAACGAGAAGUUCGUUAGAGAAUGCAUGGAGUCAUAUUCGUUUUCAACUAAAGCUGCUGAAGCAAACGGCCGUUACUUUCCUGUGAGGCAUUUCAACAUAGUGGAUCCUUUGAAACACAGUAACAACCUUGGCCGAAGUGUGACACAAGGCAAUGUGCAACGUUUAAAACAUGCGUUUACUCUAGGAGCUAGAAAGAUCAAAGAUGUUCUUACACUACCUGGAGAAACCAUGGGCUGGAAACUAGAGAAGUUCUUUUGUAAUUCAUUGGACAGAAACGGUAAGGGAGAAAGACUAGACGUGGAGGAACCUGUCACGGCUUUUGGUACUGGAAGAUCAGAAUUGUCUGAGCUCAGAGGAGAUUUUGAAGGAUACUUCCAGAGUCUUGUAUAUGGGAAGUGGUUUCAUGGUGAAACUCAGUUAUGGAUCCCUCAGGGUCAUGACACAAAUUCUUGGGACAAUGUGAAUGGCCAAAGGAGUGGUUUCUAUUGGAGGAGGGUGGAUGGAGCAACCUCGUUGCAGAACAUGAGAAGAUCAAUAGGAACAGGCACUUUCAUUCCGGAAAUGAGACAAGAAUCUUAUACAAACAGGUCCAGUAGCAAACCGAAGACAGUGAAAUCAUUGCCUUCAACAUCUCAGUCUUAACAGUUCAAACAGAAUAUUUAAAUUGGUAUUUUUGCAUAAUAACUUAGGUUUAAACAAUGACAAAAAGUUUUUUUUUUUUUUUUUGCAAUGGUGCUAAACAUGAAUUUCAA
Molecule: messenger RNA, 1604 nt
Organism: Raphanus sativus (radish)
Lineage: Eukaryota; Viridiplantae; Streptophyta; Magnoliopsida; Brassicales; Brassicaceae
Exons: 8
Coding region: 1-1494 (497 amino acids)
Molecular function (GO): nucleotidyltransferase activity
Source: RefSeq, a predicted model, not a curated record